Amborella trichopoda is the source of this 2027-nucleotide messenger RNA. RefSeq lists its product as uncharacterized. Lineage: Eukaryota; Viridiplantae; Streptophyta; Magnoliopsida; Amborellales; Amborellaceae. The record is from RefSeq and is a predicted model, not a curated record. Gene Ontology annotation, molecular function: protein binding.
GCUUUCCAUUAAAAACCUGGCGAAAUCGACCCUCUCUCUCACUGAACCCUCUCUCUCUUAUAGAGCACCCUCUCUCUCUCUCUCUCUCUCUCUGCUGCUGCGUUUUGUCCCUCUAGAUUUCGUUAUUUUCCACAUCCAGUCUCUGGCGCCGUUUAUCAUUACAGGGUACAGACGAUGUCGCGCCCUUUGGACGAGAAAGAGAGCCAAAACUCAACAUGUCAGACUGUUAAAGUAGUGGAGAUUAGUGCAGAUAAUAACACUUCUAGAGUUACUUGGAAGAUCGAGAAUUUCUCAAGCCUGGACACCGAAAAGCACUUGUCUGACAUAUUCAAUAUUGGAGGUUGCAAAUGGCAGCUGUUGAUAUAUCCAAAGGGGAAUAAUGUUGAUGGUUUGUCAGUGUACUUAAACGUGCCAGACGCUGGUAGUCUACCUAAUGGGUGGAGCCGAAAAGCAAAUGUCUGUUUUUGUAUCAUAAACCAAACUAAUGGCAACGACUCAAUAAGAAAAGAUACAAUACAUGUAUUUAAUGCUCGAGAAACAGAUUGGGGCUUCACAUCAUUUAUCCCUCUCAGUGAUCUCUGCCCCAAAAAAGGGUAUAUGCUUAAUGACACAAUAAUUGUGGAAGUAGAGGUGUCCGUGAGUAAUGUCAUCAAUUACUCGACAGACAGCACUAAAACAGAAAGUGCGUCCAAGAGUGACAUGGAGGUAAUUCUUGAGCAUGAAGAGGAGCUCCAGGUCAAGAAUCCCAUACGCGAGCUGAAUAAAGAGAUUAAGAGUCUCCAGGCAGCUAAAGAAAUAGUUGAAAUACGUCUCAAAUCCUUCAAACAAGAAUUGGCAAUGAAGGACUUGGCCCAUCGUGUGCGCGAAUUGGAGCUGCAGGCCAAUAAUCCCAAGGUUGAAGAGCCGAAGAGUGAGAUCAAGAGUCUUCAAGAGGCAAUUGUGACAUUUGACGAAGAGUUCCAAGGAUUCACAAAAGAGUUAACUGUGAAAAAUGUGGCCCAUCAUGCAUGUGAAAUGGAGCCCCAUUUUAAUAAUUCUGAGAUCGAGGAGCUUAAGAGUGAGAUCAAGAGUCUCAAGGAAGCAAAGGCAACUGUUGAAGAAGAGCUGAUAGAAUGCAAAAAAGAGUUGGCUAUGCAGGAAGAGGCCUGUCAUAGUCUUGAAUUGAAGCUCCAAGCUGAUACUCCCAUUGUCGCAGAGCUAACGAAUCAGAUACAAAAUCUCCAAGAUGCAAAGUCAGUGGUUGAAGAAGAGCUCAAAGCCUGUAGAGAAGAGCUAGUAACAAGGAUAGAGGCCCAUCAUGCACGCGAAUCAGAGUUCGAAGCCAAGGCUGCCAAGAUUGAGGAACUGACGAAAGCAAUGAAGAUUGUUGUGACGGUAAAGGCGAUGGUUGAUGAAGAGCUCAAGGCUAGCAAACAAGAGCUGGCACUAAAGGACACGGCCUGUCAUGAUCGUGAAUUGGAGCUCCAAACCAGUAAUUCCAAGAUCGAGCUGAAGAAUGAGAUAAAGAAUCUCCAAGACGCAAAGCAGAAGGUUGAAGAAGAGCUCAAAGGAUACCAAAGAGAGCUAGAAAUGGGAGACAUGAAGGCUAGAUUCAAAGAUCUUGAGUAUGAGUUAGCUAUUGCCAAGAAAGACGGAGAGAUUAAAGAAUUGUUGGCCAGCUUGAAAUUUUCUGAGAAAAGAGUCCAGGACGUGAAGGAGGCUGCUGCUGAUUGGCGCUUCCUAACUUUCUCAGCCAGUCGACUAGAGGGUGCACAAAUGUGAAAAUAAAUGUAAAAGAGUUCACAGAAAAAAUUCUAGCAGUUCGCAUCAGUGGAGAGAAUAGUACGACCAAUUGAGAACCCUUGUUAACCCUUGUCAUUUGCUGGCUUACUUUCAUGAGUUAUUACCCCGGAACACGGAGAGACUGCAUACUGACGGACUAUGUUUUAGUGUGCAUAUAUACGUGUACGUGUGUGUUUGUAUCUGUAGAAAUGAUAAAAUUAGCAUCUUGCAAGAAAUGCCAUUGCCUGAAUAAUGUUUUUUGGAAA